AAUCAACAACGCUUCGAAAAGCCGGGUGUUCAAAGAUGAUUGGAAAGCGAAAGAGAGAGACGCAUAUUGUGUCGAGAUCUACGGCAUCCGAGGAUGACGAAGCGACAACCACCACGACGGACGAUAGUUCUAGCCAUAAUAUUUUCCGCAGAUUUUUCGAAGCUCAAUUUCAGCCAUUAGAAGUGCCUGAAACCCGCAUUACAUGUGCAGAGAGAUCAGAAGAUGAGCAUGGCACCGAUGAAUCCGAAGAAUCUGAACCUGAGUCUGAAUGGAGUGGCGUCUCAGAGGAUAGACAUGGGGAUAACAAGGUUGAGGUAGUCGAGCACCACGACUUGUCCGCGGUGGCUAAGGAGCCAAUGGAUAAGAGAGCCCGCAAAGCCUUUAUGACCGCGAAGCCGCCAUCCUUCUCUGUUAAACCGGUAGCUGUUAGGAGCUCCCCAAGCAAAGACGAGGAUGACGGCGAUGACGCCGCAAAUCUGAAGAAUGACCUUGCACUACAACGGCUAUUGAAGGAAUCUCAUCUUCUCGAGUCAUCGUCGGAUCUUGCGCCGACCGGUAAAAAUCGACUAAAAGCUCUCGACUUGCGGAUGCAAUCGCUUGGAGCCAAGGCAUCUCUGUACCAUCAAAAUAUGCCGUCAUCACACCGAAGAGGCAUCAAAGCUAAAGCUGAGAAGAAGGAUGAUAAACGUCGACGGGAAGCUAGAGAAAACGGAAUCAUUCUCGAGAAACCCGCACCUAAAACGAAACCCAGCACCGGAAGACGGGAGCGUGGCGUCGGGGGACCCUCUAUUGGAAAGUUUGCAGGGGGUACUCUGAACUUGAGCAAGCGAGAUCUAUCUGCCAUUCAAGGCCCACGACGGUCUGGUAAAGGCAAGAUCAGAGGGCGCCGUUAAUGGACAGCAAGCAGUGCUGAUAGGCAAUUCCAUUAAGGAAUUACCUGCUACACCGGAACAUUUUCGGAACUUCUUCGUUGAAAUAACAUCAUAGCAAGAGUCCCUUGUCUAUGACAGAUUGUCUAUUACCGUUGCCUGGAUUAGGGGCUUUGGCAUUGCCUCUAUCUUCACAUGGGCAACGAUGGAAGUUUUACUGCCAAUCCCCCGCUCGUCCUAUGCUCGCCACCGCGUUCACCCAUCCUUCGCGAAUCCUUUUCAUCCACUAUUGACAAUGAUGAACCUAACUAAGGAUUUAGAAUAUACCCCGGUCCCUUGUGCUGUGUUAGCUUGAGGUGUGAGUUGCAACACGACAAAUAGCCAGGCGGCACCCGGCAAACUACCCACCUGGCGCUUUUCGUUCGAUGCACGUUCCAACUCCACAGUCCUAGAUAUGGUGAAACCUCCGAGGAAAACAAAGUUUUAGGAAUGGGGCCCCUAAAAAAUCCGAGACAAUCCUCCGUUUUUCUAGACUGUUUCUGGAUAUGGUAGUUGCCCGUGAGUGGGCUUUCAUCUCUUACUAAAUGAGCACUGAGUACACAGUAAAGAUAAUUAUGUAUAUAUAUGAACAUAGAGGACACCUUUGCUCGCGCUAGACCCGAACUGAGAGACAUUACUACUGCG
Aspergillus caelatus is the source of this 1553-nucleotide messenger RNA. RefSeq lists its product as uncharacterized. The coding region runs from base 36 to 893 and encodes 285 amino acids. The transcript has 3 exons. NCBI's taxonomy places the organism in Eukaryota, Fungi, Ascomycota, Eurotiomycetes, Eurotiales, Aspergillaceae. Gene Ontology annotation, biological process: maturation of SSU-rRNA from tricistronic rRNA transcript (SSU-rRNA, 5.8S rRNA, LSU-rRNA). The record is from RefSeq and is a predicted model, not a curated record. Gene Ontology annotation, cellular component: nucleolus.